AUGUGCUAUCCAGCUAGAACCCCGUUCCCCUCCUGGCGCACUCCGCGCUGCGCCACCCGCAUUCGCCAAUUGAAAGACCCGCCUCCACACGUACCUCAGCCCACCUCCGCCGCCCCAGACCCCGGGGCAAGAUCAACAAUAAAAUCGCAAUAUGGGCUCAUGUCUUACCCCUUUCCCGCUUUAACCUCAGCAAACCACCACCCAAAAGGGGCACCCUCACGCUCCCACUACAUCGAGCCCGCCCCUGGUCAGCCCCGACCCUCUCUACGAACCCGACGCCCCCGGGGGCUUCAGCCCGCCCCCGGCGGGGACCCCGCCCGCCCCAAGCCAGCCCCAGCACUCACCCCUCGCCGGUGGAAGACCCCAUGCAACCCCUCCGGGCGGGGACGGCCUCUAGACAAGCCCGGUAAGAGGGCACAAAAUCAGGCAAUAGGCAAACAUCCCCAACCGAGACUCCCAAACCACCCCCCCCUCAACCCCUAUACCGCCCCCCCCUACACGCCCCCUACCCAGCCCCACCCCUCUCCGCCACACCAGGGGCGGCCGCAGCCUAAACUAAGACUACUCCCGCGCCACCCGCCCACAAACCCGCUGACAAAAUUCGGCCGCUCCUGCUGCUCCUGUGCCAAGGGGGACCCGCAUCAAAACGGCCACAACGAAAAAGGAAAGCCCCAUCCGGGAACCCCAUCCCACCACGACCCCGAGGUGAGCCUCCCCCAGCAAUUCAAUUUACGCCCCGCCCAAGCCAACGCAAAAAUCUACCCGUAG
This is a messenger RNA of Knipowitschia caucasica, 768 nucleotides long. Lineage: Eukaryota; Metazoa; Chordata; Actinopteri; Gobiiformes; Gobiidae. The record is from the annotation of a GenBank genome assembly.